CCGGAUUUGGCCCAUGGGCCGGAGGUUGAGCACCUUUGAUUUAGAAGUAGAGGUGGUUAUACUGCUCUAAUUAUGCCAGUGCAAUUAAAACUACAGCAUCUGUAAAACCCAAGGCUUAUGCAUUCACAAGGUGACAUUUUCAAUUUGGAAACGUAUUGCCCUCCCCCAACCCACUUAAAAUGUUCAAGUACUUAUUGUUUGGGAACUAACUUACACAACAGCUGCUUUUAUAAGAUAUAGACAUGGAAAUAUAAGACGCAUAACUGCACUUCUGUAGAUUUUAAGCAAUGGCCCCUGGAAACGAGCUGAAGAACUCCAAACUCCUCUUACCAUGUGAAUGGCAAGGAUGUCUCUUUGUAGGAAAAGGCAUGGAGGAGCUUUUUAGCCACAUUGCAGAGCACUUGAACGAAUAUCUACAACUAGAAAGAGCAGAGCAGUACCAGUGUUGGUGGAGAAGUUGUGACUUUUUGGCUGCAGGUCCCAGGGAACUGGUAACUCAUAUAAAUUUUCAUGGUUACCACACCAAGUUGAAAUUCAUAGGUUCUCAGCUUAAGUCCGCACAUCAAGAUUUGCCAGUAUGUUCCCAGAAUAUCCAUAACCAGAAUCAGAUACCAAAGAUUUCAGAGGUGUUUAUUUGUCAUUGGGAGCAGUGUGACGUUACCUUCAGUAAUCCAGAAUGGUUUUAUCAGCAUGUUGCCAUGCAUGCCUACGGUACUGAAAAAGAAACUGUUUCCGGUAACAAGAAUGUUGUUUGUUGCCAUUGGAAAGACUGUUUAGGAAUAUUUAAAGGAAAGCACAAGUUAAGGGAUCACUUAAGAACCCACACUCAAGAAAGAGUUGUGGCCUGUCCCUCUUGUGGAGGAAUGUUCUCCAAUAACACCAAGUUUUUUGAUCAUAUCAAGCGACAGGUUUCAAAGGAUAAACAAAUAUUUGCUUGUCAGAACUGUAACAAACACUUUGCAAAUGAGAGGUUACUGCGAGAUCAUAUGAGGGGACAUGUCACCCGCAUUACUUGUCCAUUUUGUGACAUGGUAUGUACCAGCAUUUCCUCUGUGAAAGUGCACAUCAGAUUCCGACACUGCAAUGAACGCCCUUUCCAUUGUGAUCACUGUGAGAGCAGUUUUAAGAAUGCAUAUGAUCUGCAGAAACAUGUUGAAACACACAAUGAUUCAGAUGCCUACAGCUGUGACAUAGAAGGAUGCAUUUUUACUGCCCGGACUUUACAGACUUUAAGACAGCAUUACAAGAAAGCACAUGUGAACAGCACUCAAAAAUACAAAUGUCACAUCUGUCAGAAGUGUUUUUCUUGGUGUUACCCAUUAACCCUCCACCUUCGCAAAACACACAAACUCAGCUGUCCUUCUCGCUUCAGAUACAGAGAAGCAGAUGAUGGAUAUUUGAAGCUGAAUGUAGCAGUUUAUAAUACUAUUACAGGUUUAGAUCAGGGUCUUGUGAGCAAGACAUCAUCUUCAUUAGAUCAUAAUAAUGUUAAAAGAGAGAGAGAUGCCUCUUACAGAAGAGGCAGUUCAUCAGUGGAAGUACCUCUCACAAGGUGUCAGCCCUGGCCGCAUAAUACUGCAGAAAAUGUCAUUGUAGAAACAGAAACCUCUAUAAAGAAGUCAGUCUAUUCUGAACUUCAGACUGCUCCUCUGACUUCCGAAGAGUUUGUUACUCCCGUUGAGCUUGAUGGAACAACAUCUUUGAGCAUUACUGAAAAUGUAUUUGAAAUUGCGCUGGGCUUGGGAAUUCAGAUUACUGUUUAGGGGUGGGGAAACUGGCUUUGUUUUUAGAGUUACCAAAGGACUUUAGUACUCAUUUAAGAAAAGUUAA
Molecule: messenger RNA, 1830 nt
Organism: Gavialis gangeticus (Gharial)
Lineage: Eukaryota; Metazoa; Chordata; Crocodylia; Gavialidae
Product: histone H4 transcription factor-like
Exons: 9
Coding region: 288-1763 (491 amino acids)
Biological process (GO): regulation of transcription by RNA polymerase II; anatomical structure development
Molecular function (GO): RNA polymerase II cis-regulatory region sequence-specific DNA binding; DNA-binding transcription factor activity, RNA polymerase II-specific
Source: RefSeq, a predicted model, not a curated record